AUGGGUAAGAUAAUGCAACAUUUCAGUAGGUACGACACAAAUUGAGACUUACCGAAUUGCAAAUAAUUCGAGGAUUAACAGGAACAAAAUAAAUGCAGAAAUUGACCACAACACAAUGGGGAUAUUAGGAUCUGGGGUUUCAUCGCAAGUGACAUUGGGAAGAGGCCUCAAACAUGAACAAUUGUAGUUCGACAUCAUCACAUGGCAAUCUUCUGCGACACAGGUCAAAUUGCUGUCAGGAUUUACAUAUUGGUGGCCAUAGCCAUAGGAGUAACUAGACUUCACUUUUAUGGCUUUUAUAUUCCCCAAAUGAGAAAGCAUUAGUCGCGUUUGAAGAAAUUCCAUCGUGAAGAGUGAAGUAAAAAUAACAAGACUGCUUUUAUCCAAAAUAGAGGACCAAUUAAGUGGAGAUUCCCUUGAAAUCGAUUUCUAAAUAAUCCCAAAUUCAAAUAAUAUAAACACUUUCCAAGAACCUGUGCAAACAAAUUCCAGUUUCCAGUGAGCGUCACGUGCUAAUCAGGGGGGAUAUUUCCUGUACGUUGUAUAUUUCUAGCCAAUCAAGAUUCAUGAAAUGUGACCAAUUGUAGAGCUGACAAACUGACCAAUAACAACGAAGCAUCUUUUUUGGCGCUAAAAAUGUUUUGCCUAAUUUGGUAAAUUUCAGUCACUACUUUAUUCAAACGAUAUUUGGCUAUAAAUUGGUUUAAAAUAAAAUUAUAUAUUAUAAAAUAAAAGAAUGAAAUGGAAUUUUUAUAACAAAUAAGGUAAAAGAAGUAGAAAUUAGUCAUUUUACAUGUAAAUCGAAGACAGAUUUAUAGUCUACAAGGUCGGGGGGGGGGGGGGUAAUAAAGCUAGGAGUUGGGCAAUAUUGUUGGGAGUAAAUGAGUAAUAUAUCCCCCCCCCAAAAAAAAAAAAAAAAACUUUCCCGUGUGCGAAUAAAUUCUUCAGUGUAUUUUAUUCCCGUUUAUAACUGGCACAUUUUGUUAUUUUCCUGCAGACGGAUAUUCCGUGAAAUCUGUAUCGUAUCAGUGGAACAAGGUGUCGACUUCCAACACAUUGAUUCGUGAGUUGGCACAGUUUGUGUUGGUCAAAUCUUCCUCCUCGACACGGAAUAUUAUUUACUAUUCCGGUAAGUUUGAAUGAAAAUACUAAAUUUACAAAGGAAGACUUUAUAUACUGCGCCGGAUAGCUCAUUAGCAUGGGCGUACCGGAAGGAAAAAAUUAGGGGGGCGGAAAGAAAAUUGCCCGACUAGUACCAAAAAAUUUUUCCGGAAAAAUUAUUUUGGCGACCCCCCACCCACCCCCCCCCCCGGUCGCCAAAAAAAUUUCGGUCAGUGUACCAUUUUAGGGAUCAAAAAAAUUUUCCGGACAACCAAUUUUUUCGGAGCAUAACACAAAUUUUCGAAAAAUCACAAAAUUUGCCAAAAAAUUGACUUAAUUUUAGACAAAAUUGACAGAAUUUGUCCCAUUUUUUUUUAUUGCAAACCAAAAUUGCCCGACUGUUGAUCGAAUAUUGCCCGACUGCCCAAAAAACUGGGGGGGCUACCGCCCCCCCCGCCCGGUACGCCUAUGCUCAUUAGUUUUAAACUGUUCUUCCUGGAGGUCCAGUAAGAGGCAUCUCUUAUUAUCCAUCUUUCAUACGAAAGGAAAUCUUAUUUAAAACAACUUUUUCAGUAUAUAAUAUUCAAACCUCAUUACAUUAAUAAUUAAUCGGUGGUUUUGUCUGUGAUAAAAAAUCAUGUUCAUUUACAUAACGGCUUUAAAUUACUCCUUUAGCUUUGAUUUUUUCGGCUUAGACAACGUUUAGGUUUGAAAUUAGCUACUGCGCCAAUGAAUUCAUAAGAUGGGUCGUAUUUUAAGUCAUUUAAAGUCUGUGCUUUAUCAGAAAUAGAACACUCGAGCUGUGCUCUCGUGUUUUAUAUCUGAUCAAGUACUCCUGCUCAUGUUUUAAAUGGUACAUAAUGAAUUUUUAACUUCAUCUAUCAGUUCCGUAUAAAAGUGUGUUUCAGCAAUUUGUUUCUAUACGGGAUUGAGGCAAAAAUAUCCAUCACUAAAAGACCUAAAAAAUACACACUGCAAAGUGAUAAAACCCAACAGACAGCCACUAAAUACUAUUAGCACUGAUGAAGAUCCGGGCUUACGGAUCGAAAGCUUUGCCGUAAUAAAUUUACGUGGUGUUUCCACAAACAAAAGUAUGUUUUAUCGUCAUGCCGGCAAACCUACAAAGAACUCAGUAAGACAGCCACUAAUUUAAUCACUCUUUUUUUAGGUAAUUUCACUGUUUUAACAGCCACGUUUGAAUUCAAGCGUCGUGUGGGUUACUAUCUCCUGCAGGUGUACCUGCCUUGCGCUAUCCUAGUGAUGCUGAGCUGGAUAGCUUUCUGGAUGGACAAGCGAGACACAGGCAACCGUCUGACAGUUGGAGUCACGACAAUUUUAACCAUAAUGUUUUUACUCAGUUAUGGUAAUUCUUCCGUGCCCAAAAUGAGUUAUGUGAAAGCAAUGGAUAUUUAUCUCUUGACAUCAUUCGCAUUUAUCUUCUUCAGUCUUAUCGAAUCCGUGCUAUGUUGGAGGUUUGAGAAUGUCGCUGCCCGACAAGAUGAAAGUAACAAAGUAUGUAGGUUGUUUUAUAUCUUCACCCUGUUUAUCACGCAAUCUAGCCUGCAGCCAAUGAGACAAUCGCGCGCUAUUUUACUAUCAAAGUUUCUGUGAUCAUAGUAGUAAUGUUGAAUAGGAAUUUUGCAAUUUGUAAGAAAUGUGCCCGUAAUCUAAAAGCUCACUCACACUGGCUCUGGGCCGGUAAAUUCCAAGUUUUGAAAGAUUUGCAAAAACUGUUUGAGGAAACUGAAUCAGCACGCCAGUAUUCUAAAAGCUCACUCAUGAUCACACUCAAUGAGUAGAGGUUCAAUCUGAGCUUCUCUCGAGUGUCAAUGCUGUUUUUGAAUAGCUGUUUUUGAAUAGUUGUCAUACCUUACUAUGUGACUACUUCACCCUCCAGCUAUUAAAAAACAGCACAUAGUUCUAAAUUCCAAUUCGUGUGAAUAAUGCACAAAUUUUGAGGUGCAAUUCUGGCAAAAAGGGCAACCUGUUGCCCCCGUGCUGCCCCCGCAACGUUUGGGGAACGGGGGCAGUUGCCCCCGCUGCCCCCGUGGUUCCGGCGCCCCUGAUUACUGGAGGAAGUGCUUGGCAUACCAUGCAUGACUUAUGUAUUGAUAAUACAAAAAAAUAGGAAAGUGACUGGAUUACAUGGAGAGAGUUUUCGAAACAAUGGAACAUUCUAAUUACUCUAAUUAAAGAAACUAACGUUCUUCACUCGAAUUGAAACGCCGAACUCGGCCAAAGAAGAUGUUAGUUGUUAAUUGAAUCUUUUUCAGUUAUUUCAGACCACUGGUCCAGCCACACUGAACCAGACAACGCCUGUAUGUCACAAGAUAAUAAAUAUAUAUCUUCUUUCAGGCAACACCCAAACACAUGUCGGCCAAUGACGUGCCUCCGGUUCUCAACGAAAACAGUCACUGGCGAGGUCUCAACAAGCGGGUUACCGGUGAAUCGAAGCUUACACCAGGGGAUAACUGCGAGAACAGUGUCCCUAAACCUCCCUCCAAUCCUGAAAUUGAUGAUGUCAUCCUUCAAAAGCUUGCCAAGUGUUUGGACAGGAUUCAAACAGCAACCGGACGAAACGAGACAAAACCAAACAAAAAGUCUCGUUAUGAGUUGGAUACUUUUGCCCGAAUUAUUUUUCCUGUUUCUUUCGUUCUGUUCAAUAUUAUAUAUUGGUCGGUUUGGCCGAUAGAAACAUGACGCGUUUCACAGGGUUUUUUCCUGGAACGAUAUCAGGGUUCGUGCUGGUCUUAAAAAGUUGAAUUCAAGGAGUAAUUACGGAGUUUUUAAGUAGUAAAAUAGCACUUUUCAAGGACUGUUUGAGAUGUUUUCUCUCAAAGAAAAUGAAAGGAAAAUGGCAGGAAAAUCGAACCCAGAUCAAGCCCAAGUAUUGACCGGUGUAAUAUUGAAGAAUAUGUAUCAACGAUCCGUUUCUAACGCCGGUUUUUGCACAACGAAAUACCUAUGGCAAUUAACAAAACUUAAUACUAUAGUUUCACUUACUAUUUACUGGCAAAAAAUUUUCAAGGAGCGUUUGUGGAGUUUUUUUAAAACUGUAAAUUUCAAGAGCUUUUCAAGCGCCCUUGAAAAGUCAAAACUUAUUCAAAUAGUAUUUAAGGAGUAGCACGAACCCCGGAUAUGGACAUCCAUAUUUUGAUUUUUCCCUUUUUGCAGUUUUGAAAAUGCUUGAAUCAUAGAAUUUUCAUUAUAUAUAAAUUAUCGUGCAUGCAGGCAUUUAGUUGCCAUCACAGCUAUAAACUACAGUAAAUCAGUAGCUCUUCAUUAAAAAAACUGAUUCUAUUAAAUAUUACAGUAAACCUAUUCUACAUUUACAUAAUUGUUUAUAAAUUAG
This is a messenger RNA of Paramuricea clavata, 4453 nucleotides long. Lineage: Eukaryota; Metazoa; Cnidaria; Anthozoa; Malacalcyonacea; Plexauridae. The record is from the annotation of a GenBank genome assembly.